AUGGAAGAUAUCAGUGCGGAAAAGCUUUUCAGCGGCGGUGCAGUAACAGAUAUUCGAGAGGUUCUGCAUCGCAGAUUGACUCGCUAUCACUCCUACUUUGGCCCCGAAGAACUUCAUGUGGAUGGCUCGACGGAAGAGCUGCAGCUGCAGACCGGCAACGAGUGUUUGAAUAUUCUGGAGCGUCUGCAGACUGCCUGGGAGUCGGAGGUUGUCGCGGGACCAUCUUCCGCACCGGCCAGCCCUAUAAACCCAUCAGCAGGCGUGGUCGGAACACGAGAUUUGGCGCAGAUCCGCACCCUUCUGUCGAUCGUCUUCAAGUGGGCCGUCGAGCCAUUCCUCUCUGGUGUCGCCAAUGCAAUACCCGCCAAAGCAGACCCACACACCCGUGUCCAUGCUGCUCCCAGGAUUAUCGACCUCACCAGCAUCCCUGCGGACUACACCAGCCUGACUACAGCCGUCUCUCGACUGCUUCGCCUGCUGUUUCCUGCCGGCGUGCAGUCAGCACCGUCUCAGACCGCCAUCGCCUCUGCUCUCGCUAACAGGCAUCUUUCGGACUUGUUACGACCGUGUCUAGUCCUGGGAUGGCUUCCAAAGAAUCUUGCGACGGAGUCUGUCCGUCCUGUGGAUGAAUUCCGCCCAUAUGUCAUGCGGAUCCUGGCUAUAUUGCCUGUUUCUCAGACUAUUGCUGCUCUAGGCAUCAUUCUGUCUGAUUCAUCUAUCAGCCUGCCAUACGCGCGCAAGUCAUGCAGCUUCCUCUUGAGUCGUCAAUUGCUUCGCCCAGAGGGCAUUCCGGGCUUGCUCUCCGCUGUGUUUGGGGAGGAAGACAUGUCCGGAGAGGAUGCUCCGCUAGAGAAGCUUGAACAUGUUGGCCGUCUACUCACGACGGUGCCUGCGAGCAUGAAGCCAGAGGACUACUACGCCACGAUCAUUCCCAAGCUGCUCGUUCUAUUGUCGGCUGACGCCAACAGAAUACCACCUGUCCACCGUCGCGCAGUGGCCUUCUCCUUGUCCAGGAUGCUUGCAGACGAGCAGAGGGAUGAGGGCGGUCUGGUCUCUAAAAUCUUACUGUCCAGCCUCCACCGGCCGUUCAUAGUUCUUCCCCGAGAAGACGCUGCAGAUGGAAUAAACACAGAUACAUCUGAUUCAUCCCGCGCUACUGAACACCCCGUCCCAUCUUCCGCUUUGUCUUCUAUACAAACGCUCCUCACCAAUGCAGAUCCGUCUCCAACGUUCAUCACGAAUCUCUUGACGCCGAUUGUGCCACCCCUCUAUGCGAUCCUGUCGCAUCUCGAGGCCAACAAAACAUCGGACCCCGCCUUGAGAGAAUCAGUAAGAGGGUUGCUUUCCACGUGGGGCCGGGUGGUCGGUGCUGCUGAAGGUAUCGCUGCGCUCUGGCUUGUCGUCCAGGGCGAAGGUGGUGACUGGAAAGUCGACGUCGCCGGCCACCUCACGAGACUAAAAAAGUCCGAGAAACAGCCAACACUGUCUCUAUUCACCCCGGAAGACCUCAAGCGUGCAGAGGAGGAAGGCGAGCUCGAUGUCGAUUCGAACCUACUCGACUUACGUCCCGAUCCCAUGCGCUUCGUGCGCUUCCUGAAGUCGAUUGAGCGGUCGGACAUCUCGUCUGAACUGUUCGUUAGACUGCUCGAGGCGUACAAGGAGGUCAAGGCGGAGGCCGACGCGGAUCCGCUCCGGACACUCCUGUAUCUACAGCUGAUUCUGCAGAUGCAGAACCAGCUCGCUGCGGAGGACUCUGCGUCCAACAUCCUCAGCAAGCCUGACCACAUCCUCUCGUUCAUCAAGCAUGCGCUCGAGUCUGCGAGGCCGGCUGCGCCUUCGCAGCAUCAACGACGCGAUUCAAACCCAGUAUCCGGCCUACGGAUGGAAGACCUGCGCAUCGUACAAAAGGAAGAGGAGGAGUUCGAGGAGGGUGACAGUGAUGAUGAGGCGCCUGAUUCUAUCCCAGGUGGUACGACAGACGACGAGAUGGUCGCGACUGCAGUGAACCUCUUCUUGUCUAUCUUGGAAGCACACCCGGAUCUGUCUGCACGCACAGCUCCGAUACUCAACGAGAUAUUCUCGCUUCUCGAGCCCCUAGCAAAGGAGUCGUCGGACACGGUACGGCCUCUUGCGCGGGAAGCCAGGAUGGUCAUGACCGCACGUCUAGCAUCUGCCUCCAUCCCGACCUCCAAGGGCAAGCAGAAGCGCAACAAGGAUGACGAGGAGAGCCCGCAAGAGACGUACCAGAAGGCGCUCAAGCUCUUGCAGGACCCGCUGCUCCCCGUGCGCGCCCACGGCCUGCUGCUCCUCCGGCAGCUCGUCUCCAUGCGCAAGGCAAAUCCCGAGUCGCGGAGCUCCACGCUCGAGGAGCCUGCGAUCGACCGCGCGCUGGUGCCGGGCAUCCUCUCGAUCUUCCUGCAGUCCGUGCAGGACGACGAUUCAUACAUGUUUCUAAACGCGGUGCAGGGGCUCGCGGCGAUGGUGAACGGCUUCGGACGCGACGUGCUGAAGGGCCUGGUGAAUGUGUACGCGGAAGGCUUGGACGGCCUCGGCGGGACGGGCUUGACGCAGCAGGACGUGGACGUCAGGACGCGGGUCGGCGAGGCGCUCGGGCAGGUGAUACGGCGCUGUGGGGACGCGCUGCCGGCGUAUGCAAGCAUGCUAGUUCCGCGGCUGUUUGGUGUCAUGCGGGCGGCGCAUUAUCCAACGACGCUGCGGACCUCGGCCGUGGCGCUGCUGGCGCAGUGCGUGAAGACGAACGAGCUGGCCAUUUUGCCGUAUGCGGCGGACCUGUCGGAAGCUAUGGUCGAUCUGCUGCAGGUGGAGACGGUGCCGGCAGCGCCUGCGGCCAAGAAGGCUUCUGUGGAGGAGGAAGACGAAAUAGAAUGGCUGGAGCCGCCGACGCCUGCUACGAUGGAUGCCCAGCCGACGUCGACGAACUCCAAGUUCCCACCCCUGCGCCGCGCGGCGUUGCAUUUCCUCUCGCUGUUGAUACAGGCAUGCACCGCACGGCUGUACGAGUCGUCCGACGGAACGGACAUGGUGUUUCCGCCACAGCUGGUGAGGCGGACCAAGACGACGCUUGGCUACGUUGCUGCGACGGACGAGGACGCGGUGGUGAGGGUGAUGGCACGCGAGACGUUGGAGGGACUGGACCAAUUAGCAGAAGCAAUGAUGGGGAUAUGAAUUGCAUGCAGACGUUGACGGGCGUGCCUUGGCCAGCUUAGCGAGAUAGCGAGAUAAGUAGUUGUGGCUAUCUACCCGCAUGACGCGCAUGUUGGAGACGAGACAUGCUGCGCAAUGCCUUGCACGACA
Messenger RNA from Postia placenta MAD-698-R-SB12, 3315 nucleotides. RefSeq lists its product as hypothetical. The record is from RefSeq and is a predicted model, not a curated record. NCBI's taxonomy places the organism in Eukaryota, Fungi, Basidiomycota, Agaricomycetes, Polyporales, Adustoporiaceae. The transcript has 8 exons. Gene Ontology annotation, biological process: protein secretion. The coding region runs from base 1 to 3186 and encodes 1061 amino acids.